Messenger RNA from Aspergillus welwitschiae, 1494 nucleotides. Its product is annotated as major facilitator superfamily domain-containing protein. Lineage: Eukaryota; Fungi; Ascomycota; Eurotiomycetes; Eurotiales; Aspergillaceae. Gene Ontology annotation, biological process: transmembrane transport. The record is from RefSeq and is a predicted model, not a curated record. The transcript has 6 exons. The coding region runs from base 1 to 1494 and encodes 497 amino acids. Gene Ontology annotation, molecular function: transmembrane transporter activity.
AUGGACACAAUCAGUGACUCCGCGUUUGGCAAGGUGGUUCGUUUUUUGACGAAGUCCCGACUGCUUCCGUACUCCGAAGAGAAAGUUCACGAUAUUUGUCAUCAGUAUGCAAGAGAGCAGCCGGAAGCCAGAGAUGAAAAGACGCCACUGUCACCAGUGGGAGGUGCGGAAGAAGACGAGACCUGGGGGUUAUACAGUGUCAUGUCACGGGCCUCCCGAGUGACUCGGCGGAACCCUUGGCAAUCAACUCUCGAUGGGAGGUCGAGUGUCAUUCGACCUGGAGCAAUGUCCGGGGAGGACGUUAUUGUUGUGGACUGGCGAGGGCCAAGUGAUAGUGAGAAUCCUCAAAACUGGAGUACCGCGAAGAAAUUCCUCGUUAGUUGUGAGAUAUGGCUGCUCACAUUUGCGAUCUAUAUCGGUUCUGCCAUCUACACCCCAGGCAUCCCUGGCGUUUCGGAGCAGUUUGGGGUGAGUAACGUGGCAGCUGUCCUUGGUCUUACUCUUUUUGUUCUUGGGUAUGGCCUUGGCCUAAUGGUAUGGUCGCCCCUGUCAGAGCUGCCUAAUAUUGGUCGAAGCCCGAUCUAUAUCCUCACACUGGUUGUCUUUGUCUUCUUCCAGUUUGCUAUUAUCUAUGCUAAGAAUUUUGGAAUGCUUCUUGUCUUUCGCUUUCUCACGGGCUUUAUUGGCUCCCCUUUUCUUGCAACUGGAGCUGUAUCUAUGAGUGAUAUCUGGAAAUCCCAAGCCCGUGAUUAUAUGAUUGGCAUCUGGGGCUGCUUUGCCGUUGCAGCCCCUGUUAACGGAUGGAUCUGGACAAUCUGGCAGUUGCUUUGGGUCUCGGCAUUUACUCUUAUCACUGGCAACCCCAAUUACAUGUCUGAGUCCGAGAUAGAGCUCAUGCAACUAAAUCCAAAGGUGGUUCUAUUCGAGGCACUUGUUAGACCCUUCGAAUUAUGCUUCUUCGAGCCCGUCGUGUUCCUCAUGAACCUGUACAUUUCUAUUAUAUACGGGAUUCUGUAUAUCUGGUUUGAGGCUUUCCCCAUUGUGUUUGGCGAACUUCACGGCUUCAAUCCCGGCGAAGUCGGACUAGCCUUUCUAGGAAUCCUGGUAUCCAGCUGUUGCAUUGCGAUUCCUGCAUACUUCUACUGGAAAUGGAAGUACCAAUCCAAAUACUAUAUCGGAAACUGGAAUAUUAAGCUAGAAUACCAGCUGCCGCCUGCCUGUGUUGGGGCUAUUUUACUGCUUAUCUCCAUUUUCUGGUUUGGCUGGACAGAUAACUUUGCUUCUGUCUACUGGAUUAUCUCUACUAUAGUCUCUAUGCUCUUUGCUAUCAGUGGCUGUUUUAUUUUCAACACUAUAUUCCAUAAUCUCGGUGUGGGCUGGGCAUGCAUCCUCUUAGGCUGCUUGUAUAUGCUCUUCAUUCCCUAUCCGUUUGUCUUGUACAUCUUUGGAAAGCGUGUCAGGAUGGCAAGUAUGUAUGCUCGUCAUGAUAUUUAA